CGCUACAGUACCUGGAAGGGCAGAGUCAACUGGCGAAGAUGCUCAAAUAUUAAAAUAGUGUAUCACCCCGCGGGGGAACACACAGGUGACAAAGGUGAUAUAGGGCUUGUUUUGACUGUAGGGCUGGACAUCACAACUUGUAGACUGGAAGGUGUGAAGUUUGGAGUUUAGGUUUUGUUUCAUUGGGUAUGAGUGUGUGAGAGUGAGGGAGAGAGAUGGAGUCAUAGAAGUUUUUCAGUGUGUUGGCACAGAGCACAUUCAGAGUGGGGGGAUGGUACAUUCUGGGAGUGGAAACAUAAAUGGGAGGGGUUGUGGAUGUUCAGUGUGUAACAGGCUGGAAGAAGGCUUUGGGAGAUUUUCUCUUUAGGGGUGAGGAAUUUUGGGGAGGACUGGGUGAAUUUGUAGGGCAAUGAAUUAAUUAAAAGUUAAAGUUGAAGUCUGACCCGAGCCUUAUAGGCUCAUCAGGCCAGUGCUUAUGCCGACUUCUGUGGCGUGAAGCAACUGAGAGUACAGGACUCCCCCCGCCCCCCAGAGAGAACAGCAGUCUAUCACAAAGUUAACCCCCAGCAUUUUGCCAGUACCCAUUUUCAGCUGGGUGGACUGAAGCAAUGUAUGGUUAGGUGCCUUGCUCAAGGACACAACACACCGCCUCUGCUGGGGCUCGAACUCAUGACCUUCUGAUUGCUAGUCCAACACCUCAACCACUUGGCUACACGCCACACAAUGAAUUAACUAGGUAAUGGUAAAUCGGGAAGUCAAUGUUGGUGGGGUGAGUGGGUGUUACAGGUGAGGGGUGGAGUCAAUUCGGUGAAUGAAUUGAAUUGGCUUUGUGCGUUGUGAAAUGUCAGUGGGGGGGGGUCAGUGAGUUGUAGGGUGAUAUAGUGCAUUCAAUAUUUCUGCAAUAUUUGAUUAGCCAUUCUUUGUUUACAAAAUGCAUUAUGUUAGAAGAAAGUGAAUGCCAUACUUCAUUUAAGCCACAUCGUCAAUGUAAGCGCUUCACUAGAAAAUAAAGACUAAGUAGACAACUAUCCCAACUAACACACACAAAAUGCUGGGGGAUCUGAGCAGGCCAAGCAGCAUCCAUUGAAAAUAAGCAGCUGACGUUUCCGGACGAGACGCUUCAUCGGGACACCUGAGGAUUUUUCCCAUUAGUUUCUGCAGUUGUAAAAGAUAACAGGUAGAAGUUUGUGACCUGGGACCGGGGUGAGAGGUACCCCAGCCGCCAGUGACCUUACCCCCACCGCACGGCCGGACGCCAUCCGGCGGGAGAACCGUCUGAACCGGAUGUGAAGUCAGCGGUUCACCCUGCCCGGAAGUGAUUCUACGGUUGACAACCUGGGGGAACAGCGGUGGCGGCGGUUAGGAUUUUGUUGACCUGGAUUUGAAGCUUCAGCCCGAUGAUGAACGACAAGUGUGCCGGAACUUGUGCAGGCCUGGAGCCUCUUCACUUGCUUCGCAUCCUGCAAGCACACUGGACAAAGAGGGAGAUUCAUGAGCUCCCGGAAGAAGCAAGGCGAGGAUUUUCCUCCCUCACUGAUCCAGUGGAGGGUCUCCUGGUGAUGCUGGAGAACUGCAAUGACUGGAAAAGGGGAAAAAAACAGUCCCUGGCACAUUUCGUUAUUGGCCAGUUUAAUAUUUGGAUAAAAGAGAAUGCAAGAUCUCAUCAGCCAUGCCAGAAGCGAAACAUGCUGCAGACAAGAGUCUUCUCUUUGUUCACCGUGGUGCCAACCAGCUUGUUUGACCAGCUGAUUUCUCUGUUUGAAGUGGACAAAGCAGACUCAACCUCUCUGCUCGGUCUGAUCAAGGAUCUGUGUAUCAAGAGGAAGUAUAAGGAGGCUGUAUUACUGAGCAUAAAGCUGAAUCUGCAGUUGCAGUUGGACAUAGAGGAGAUGUGUAUUCCCCUGCUCCUUCAGGAUGAUAUGAGCCUGGUGGAGGCAUAUGUUGACAACUAUCCAGAGCUACAGAAGCGUUUGCUACAAGUGCUGGAUUCGUUGUGUCGCUCGUCCGAUAGCACAGAAAACAUACGAAGGCAUGAUGGAAAACUAUCACGUUUGAGAUGUGACAAAAUAAGUUAUAAGGUUGUGAGUAAACUGGUGUUCAGGCUAAUGAAACUUUACGACCUUGGCACAGAACUGUGCCCAAAUAUGGUGAACUGGCAUUGUUUGGAUUCUCUCAAAUACUUUCUGUAUAAAUACUUUGUGGAGAAGGGUAUGGCUGAAGAGAUUUGGUCUGAACACAUUGAGGAUAUAGUUGGACAGAAUUCCUGGCUGCAGGGCCAGUUUUUGAACUUGCUGGCAAAGUACACAGGCAUUGAUACAGUGGCUCACUGGGCCCUGAGGCUAAAUGUACCACAAGAAAAACUACCACAGCACGUUGCCGAAUGGCUCAGGCGGCUGGAAAAAGACAAAGAUUUUAGAGAUGGUGUAAAGAACAGUUCCAAAGAGGAAAGUAGCCUGGAGAAAGAAAAAAAGAAGAACUUCUACCAGCUACCAGUUCCCACAGAGAGUAUUUACAUCGUGGAGCACUUGGAUCAGUUACAGAGCUGUACAACUCGGGUACUGCAGGCUGGUGGUGUCGUGGGCAUUGACAUGGAGUGGAGGCCCACAUUCCUAGCAUGGUCCAAAGCCCGGGUGUCGAUCCUGCAGAUUGCUUUGAAGAAUUGUGUUUACCUUCUGGACCUGCCUCAGCUGGCGAAGGAGUCAGAAUCCCUGGGCCGGGAACAUGAAUUAGAGCAGUUCAUACAUUCCUUAUUCAGUAGUAGAACUAUAACUAAGCUAGGUUAUGCUUUGUCAGGAGAUCUACAUGGUUUGUGUACAUCUUACCCUAUUUUGAAGGAUGUGGUACAGACUACAGUUGGCAUUCUAGACCUCCUAAAUGUGCAUAAAGAGCUGCAGAGAGUUCCAUUUCACAGAAAGGAUUGCAAGGGAGCAGAGAACAUGCUUGCAUCAGUCAAGAACAGAUUGGACUCUGACUGUGGACAGCAACAGAAGGGUCUCAGUCUACUUGUGCAGUACGUUUUGGGAAAACCACUAGAUAAAACGCAGCAGUUAUCCAACUGGGAGAAACGGCCUCUCUCGCGCCAGCAGAUUAUUUACGCAGCAACUGAUGCAUACUGCCUGCUGGAUCUUUAUGAUGCCUUGUAUCAGGACUUGGAGCAUUUCAGAUUGAACUACAGCCUCAGAAACUGCUUGAAGUUGAAAGUGGAGAAGAGUAGAAAGGAAAAUAAACCAAUGAAAGACAAGAGCUCCGCUGCCACUCUCGUCCAGGAUACUCAAUUGGCCCAGGAUGAGACAUCACCGUCCUCCCCAGUGUCACCUGCCGAUUUCAGAGUCAUCUGUGACAACAUGUUGCAGGGCCUUGGACGAUACCUUCGUUGUGUGGGAGUUGAUGUGAAGAUUCUAGGAAAUGAAGAUGAUCACAGGAAGGCUGCUGAGAUUGCUCGUGAAGAAAACAGAGUUAUCCUGACCUGUGGUUUACCUUAUCAAACGCUGCGAUCCCAAGUGGGGGAAGGCCGGUGCCUGUCCGUGAAUUGCUCAGAGAAAGCCAGGAACCAGGCCAUUAAUGUGCUGAGACACUUCAAUGUGCAAGUUACCCCCAGUGACAUUUUCAGCCGUUGUCAGAUCUGCAAUGGGUCCGAAUACCUGAAGCUGCCGGCUGAAGAUAUGAUCCAAGCCAUGAAGAUAAGCACUGCCUCAGAAAAGGCAGAGUGUUCAGAUAUUCCAUCCACUGAGAGUAUUAAAUCGCCCAGUCGGAGUAAACACAGGGUGCGUCCACGGACAGAUCCUGGUUGUCUUGGCAUCUCUUCUUAUUCUCCCAAUUGUCAUUGGGCAGAGAAGUCAAGGUUAAACAUGAAGACACUGAUGUUUGCAGGUGGUGCCAUUUUGCAGGUGAGGGCCAUUCCACCUGGUAUAUUGGACAAGGUCCCCUGGUUCUACUGCUGCACUACCUGUGGCAAAGUGUUCUGGGAAGGUUCCCACUUUCACCGCGUGCUAUCUCAAUUCCAGGAGGUGCUGCACAUCACAAACGAAUCAACCCAUUUACAAGUUUAAUCUUUCUUCGUGUUGUUCUAAAUGUUUAUUUUCAGCUCAUCUUUAAAAUGGACCUUGUCAGAGCUCAAUUUUGGUGUUUCUGUACCCACCUGGGCUUGCCACUCUCACAAAAGAUGCAUCUUCUACAUUAUUCUGGUUAGAAUCAUAGCUCCAGAACCAUCCACAUUCCUUCUCAUUCCCUUGGUGCAUCCAUUCAGAGCUUCCAUGCUUCACACCUUCCUAUAGGUCUCCGAUCUUGCUCUGCCUUCCAACUGUCCCACUAACUUCUCUAACUUCUGGUAAUUUUUCCACCGCUCUUCUUCUCUCAUUUUCAAUUCUCUAUUCUGAAUUCCCUCUUAUCCCUCCUGUUCUCCUCACCUGCCUAUCACCUCCCCCUGGUGCCCCCCUCCUUCCCUUUCUUCCAUGGUCCACUUUCCUCC
This is a messenger RNA of Hypanus sabinus (Atlantic stingray), 4468 nucleotides long. It is a transcript of the gene exd3, whose product is annotated as exonuclease 3'-5' domain containing 3. Bases 1398 to 4049 code for a protein of 883 amino acids. Gene Ontology annotation, molecular function: 3'-5' exonuclease activity; nucleic acid binding. The record is from RefSeq and is a predicted model, not a curated record. Gene Ontology annotation, biological process: nucleobase-containing compound metabolic process. The transcript has 21 exons. Lineage: Eukaryota; Metazoa; Chordata; Chondrichthyes; Myliobatiformes; Dasyatidae.